UUUAAAAAAGCAUCAGAGACAUAGGCUGCCUCUUCUGGUUCCAUGUCAUGCUAAAACCAACAGAGAUUUAGGAAUGAGAAUAAUAUUUUUAAGAGCACGGUAUCAUAUAGAGAUAACUGGUUUUCUCAAAAUAUCCACAGCAAAAAUAUGCAUCUUUAUGUAUGCUUUUGGGCCUCUUUGGGGAAGUAGGGAGAGGAGAGGAAAAUUAUAUCAAUCAGUGCUCAUUGCUCAUGGAUUUCUUAUUUACGAAUUUGCCUAUUCACUAAAAUGUAUUUGUAAUCCUCGAAUCAAUACUCACAGCACUUUUGUCAUUUGUGGACAUGUCGCCUAACACUCUGAGCUUGGACCAAGUGACCCUCUCUGCCUCCUUGUGUCGGUUCUAACAGUGUAAAACAUCUCUCCAUUUUCUUGCUUGAUUUAGUGCUUUCUUUUUAGCAUUUCAUGCUUCUCAUUGAUGAUUUCACUUUUUAACAUUUUACCAAACUUAGUGCUCAAGUGCUGCCUGGUGUCUCCAAGUACAAGGUGGAUGUGCUUCAUGGAGUAAAUCUGCAGGUCAGAGAAGUGUUGUACAGGCAUGAGUUGCAGUAUUGUUCCAGAGCUGCCCCAGGUGUGGAGGAAUAUACUCCUAAGUGCACACUUAGCCUAUGUCAUAAAAGGCCCCCAAAAGUGAGGAUUCACUGGGUUUUGAGGAGAUCACCUGACACUUGAAGACCCUCCCUCCUGAAGAUCUACCAUUGCAGGUGUGUUCUGAGGUGCACCCUUUGUGCAAGCUCUCACAUCCUGAAGGACUGUCACAAGCAUGGCAGGCAACGUGGCGGACAGCGCCAACCACCUGCCCUUCUUUUUUGGCAACAUCACCCGAGAGGAGGCAGAAGACUACCUGGUCCAGGGGGGCAUGACCGAUGGACUCUACCUGUUACGCCAGAGUCGUAAUUACCUGGGUGGCUUUGCCCUGUCAGUGGCCCACAGCAGGAAGGCACACCACUACACCAUCGAGAGGGAGAUCAAUGGCACCUAUGCCAUCCCUGGUGGCAGGACCCACAGCAGCCCUGCUGACCUCUGCCACUACCACUCCCAGGAGUCCGACGGCCUGGUCUGCCUCCUCAUAAAGCCCUUCAACCGGCCCCCUGGGGUGCAGCCCAAGACUGGGCCAUUUGAGGACCUGAAGGAAAACCUCAUCAGGGAGUACGUGAAGCAGACGUGGAACCUGCAGGGCCAGGCUUUGGAACAAGCCAUCAUUAGCCAGAAGCCCCAGCUGGAGAAGUUGAUCGCCACCACUGCCCAUGAAACAAUGCCAUGGUUCCAUGGCAAUAUCUCUCGGGAUGAAUCAGAGCAGAUUGUCCUGAUAGGAUCAAAGACAAAUGGAAAGUUUCUGAUCAGGGCCAGAGACAACAAUGGCUCCUAUGCACUGUGCCUGCUGCACGAAGGGAAGGUGCUGCACUACCGCAUCGACAAGGACAAGACAGGGAAGCUCUCCAUCCCUGAGGGAAAGAAGUUUGACACACUCUGGCAGCUGGUGGAACAUUAUUCUUAUAAACCUGAUGGCCUGUUAAGAGUUCUUACUGUGCCAUGUCAAAAGAUUGGCUCACAGAUGGGUCAUCCGCAAAGUUCAAGUCCCUCCUCUGGGGGUUGGUCUCCAGGUGGCAUAAUCUCAAGGAUCAAAUCCUACUCCUUUGCAAGGCCUGGCCACAAAAAGACCCCCCCGUCCCAAGGGAACCGGCAAGACCGGCCAGAGAGUACUGCAUCCUUCAAUCCCUAUGAGCCAGACCGAGGACCCUGGCCUGCAGAGAGAGGCCCUCAGAGAGAAGCUCUGCCCAUGGAUACAGAGGUGUAUGAAAGCCCCUAUGCUGACCCUGAGGAAAUCAGGCCCAAAGAGGUCUACCUGGACCGAAACCUGCUGACCCUGGAGGACAAAGAACUGGGCUCUGGUAACUUUGGAACCGUGAAAAAGGGCUAUUACCAAAUGAAAAAAGUUGUGAAAACGGUGGCUGUGAAAAUACUGAAAAACGAGGCCAACGACCCCACUCUGAAAGACGAGCUGCUGGCGGAGGCGAACGUCAUGCAGCAGCUGGACAACCCCUACAUCGUGCGCAUGAUUGGGAUUUGCGACGCCGAGUCCUGGAUGCUGGUGAUGGAGAUGGCAGAACUCGGUUCUCUCAACAAGUAUUUGCAGCAGAACAGGCACAUCAAGGAUAAGAACAUCAUAGAGCUGGUUCAUCAGGUUUCCAUGGGAAUGAAAUACUUGGAGGAGUGCAAUUUCGUGCACAGAGAUCUGGCUGCAAGAAAUGUAUUGCUGGUCACUCAGCAUUAUGCCAAGAUCAGUGAUUUUGGUCUUUCCAAAGCGCUUCGUGCUGACGAAAACUACUAUAAGGCGCAGACCCACGGGAAGUGGCCGGUGAAGUGGUAUGCCCCCGAAUGCAUCAACUACUACAAAUUCUCCAGCAAGAGUGAUGUCUGGAGCUUCGGAGUGCUCAUGUGGGAAGCAUUUUCCUAUGGGCAGAAGCCGUAUCGAGGGAUGAAAGGAAGUGAGGUUACUGCCAUGCUGGAGAAGGGAGAGCGGAUGGGGUGUCCACCAGGGUGCCCAAGAGAAAUGUAUGAGCUGAUGAACCUGUGCUGGACCUAUGAGGUGGAGAACAGGCCUGGAUUUGUAGCGGUGGAGCUGCGGCUGCGCAAUUAUUACUACGACGUGGUGAACUAGCAGCUCUAGUGCAUGGCUCUGGCUACGUUGGGUCAGACAAGCAAUAAGAGGAAAUGUAUUUAGAUGAACUGGUUUUCAGUGUUUCCGUCUCCUCUGCCAGUAGAGAGAGCCAGCCUCCUGUGGAACAUGUUGGGGGGACUUGUUAAGCAAAGCUUGUCCUUGGAUUCAACCUCCACAAAAACAAGCCCAGUCCCAGGGGAAGAUGGACAUGUGGAUUAAGGGGCCCACUGGAUCUGUUUAUUUGUGUGGUUUUCAUGACAGAUCACUUUAAGAUCGCUUCCCAACUUCUUUUUAUGUUGUUCCAGUUCUCUGGGUCCUGGACUAUCCCUGCAGGCCUGGAGGCAGGAACGAGGGGUAUAGAGCAAGCAUUUGCAACACAUCCAAGGUGCAGUGAGCAGCCGACUCUUGACAUGGAGAAAGAAAAAGAGGAGGCUGUACCUAGAGCAUCCUCUGGCAGCCCAAAAACAGUGUCUAGAUGAGAAAAGUGCCAUGGGGCUUUUAAAAAAGACCAAAAAAAAAAAAAAAAAGGAA
Molecule: messenger RNA, 3229 nt
Organism: Castor canadensis (American beaver)
Lineage: Eukaryota; Metazoa; Chordata; Mammalia; Rodentia; Castoridae
Source: RefSeq, a predicted model, not a curated record